CAAUGGCUUCCUCACCUCAGAAGUCGCCGUCCUCUCCCAAAUCCCCGACAACGCCGAAAUCUCCUUCUUCGAGAAAAAAAGACGACUCUUUCCUUGGAAAACUUGGUGGGACUCUGGCGAGGAGGAAGAAAGCUAAAGAAGUGUCUGAGCUUCAGGAAGAGGGGAUAAAUGCCAUCAAUCUUCCUCUCAGCCCCACCCACUAUGAGCUUGACCCCGAGGACACCAUGCUAGAGGAGAAUGAGGUGCGUACCAUGGUGGAUCCAAACUCCAAGAAUGACCGCAAACUGCAAGAACUCAUGAAGGUACUGAUCGACUGGAUAAAUGAUGUUCUCGUUGGGGAAAGGAUCAUUGUAAAGGAUCUGGCUGAAGAUCUCUAUGAUGGACAGGUCCUGCAGAAACUGUUUGAGAAGCUGGAAGGCGAGAAACUCAAUGUGGCUGAGGUGACACAGUCAGAGAUUGCACAGAAGCAGAAACUGCAGACUGUUUUAGAACGGAUCAAUGACUCACUCAAACUCUCCACCAGGAACAUUCGCUGGAAUGUCGACUCUGUUCAUGCGAAGAGUAUCGUGGCCAUCCUUCACCUGCUGGUAGCACUGUCACAACACUUCAGAGCACCAAUUAGAUUGCCGGACCAUGUUUCUAUUCAAGUCGUCGUGGUCCAAAAAAGAGAGGGCAUCCUCCAAUCCAGACAAAUUCAAGAAGAAAUCACUGGUAACACUGAGGCUUUCUCUGGAAGACAUGAACGUGAUGCUUUUGACACGCUGUUCGACCAUGCUCCAGAUAAACUGAAUGUCGUCAAAAAGACACUGAUCACGUUUGUGAACAAACACCUGAACAAGCUCAACUUGGAGGUGUCUGAAUUGGAAACACAGUUUGCAGAUGGUGUUUAUCUGGUCUUGCUGAUGGGUCUGCUGGAGGGAUACUUUGUGCCACUCUACAACUUCUUCCUCACACCUGAAAACUUUGACCAGAAGGUGCAUAACGUGUCCUUCUCAUUCGAGCUGAUGCAGGACGGAGGUCUGGAGCGACCAAAGCCGAGGCCUGAGGAUAUCGUGAACUGUGACCUUAAGUCAACCCUCCGUGUCCUCUACAACCUCUUCACCAGGUACAGGAAUGUAGACUGAAUGCCCAAUCGACAAAAAUAAGACUUUUUAUAUCAAUGGACCACAUGCUAUCGCUUAUAAAUCCAUCAAUUUAUUGUUUCAAUGUGUUUUUAUUUGGAUGUGUAUGUGCCAUUUUACAAAUGACCACAAUCCCUGCAGCAUCACUUGGUGUGACACAUUUGGACACAUUUGAAAAAUCUCUCAAAUGUUUCACAUUUCAUUAUUGUACUUAUUGUAAAUUUAACACACUUAUCCUGUCAUAUUUUUCUAGCUUUUCUGCUCCUCUUGAAGUGCAUUUAAUUAAACUUCCACUAUUUGAUAUAAUGUGUCUUAAGGAAAGAAACUAUAUUGGUGCUUCCACUGCAAUGUUACCCUUGCAAAAGCAAGCCCAAACAUUUUUUGCACAUAAACAGAUAUUGAGACUUAUUUACUAAGCAUGCGCAAACAGAAAUGCGUCAGGAAAAUAUGCAAAAUUGCUGCGCCUUUCAUGUUAUGCUUUGUCCAGCUGCGCUUUCCACCACCUGCAAGGCCUCCUGGGUGCACCCAGUUUGUGGAUCAGCUUUCACAAAUGUUUGUGUGCACAACCAAGUUUGCACCUGUUUUUUGAUCAAAAACAUUUAGGGGCUGAUAUCCUCUUGCUUGUGCAGAUAUGGAUCAAAACAUAAAAAAAAAAAAAAAAAAAAUCAGAUCUUCUACUUUGCAAUCUACUACAGGUUCUAAACUCCACUGCAUCUUAGACUGAAAAUAGGAGCCAUUGAGCUCAAACACAUACCACAGCCAUUCCGUUCCACAGCAGUUAAAUUAAAAUGGCAUCCGUUUCAUAGCUAGGACACAUUGCCAUUAGUCAUAUACUGUAAUCGCUCUGUAUUUGGUGCUAAAAACAUUGGUGGCGUCUCCCAUGUCACAAUCUGGUAUUGGUAAAGCCACACGGGGAUGCUAUUUUUACAAAUCGAUGUGGAUUCCGCCUGACGCCAGCAACAUGCAUCUUGAUCUAUCAUACCGUACUUUCAGGAACAUCAAUACAUGUUAAGCAACAAAUGUUUAUCGUCAAUGCUGCCAAGUGGUAUGUCAUGUAUCUAUUUAUGUUUUAAUCUAUAUCAUUUAAUAAAUAGAUCAAUAUCAUAA
Messenger RNA from Syngnathus typhle (broad-nosed pipefish), 2228 nucleotides. It is a transcript of the gene parvaa, whose product is annotated as parvin, alpha a. The record is from RefSeq and is a predicted model, not a curated record. The transcript is spliced from 13 exons. Gene Ontology annotation, cellular component: actin cytoskeleton; cytoplasm; focal adhesion. The coding region runs from base 3 to 1124 and encodes 373 amino acids. Gene Ontology annotation, molecular function: actin binding. NCBI's taxonomy places the organism in Eukaryota, Metazoa, Chordata, Actinopteri, Syngnathiformes, Syngnathidae. Gene Ontology annotation, biological process: establishment or maintenance of cell polarity; substrate adhesion-dependent cell spreading; cilium assembly.